AUGGGGAAAGACGAGGAGGAGAUGAGGGGGGAGAUUGAGGAGCGCCUCAUAAACGAGGAGUACAAGAUUUGGAAGAAGAACACUCCUUUCCUCUACGAUCUGGUCAUAACCCAUGCGCUCGAGUGGCCGUCGCUGACCGUCGAGUGGCUGCCGGACCGGGAGGAGCCGCCGGGCAAGGACUAUUCGGUCCAGAAGAUGAUUCUGGGGACUCACACAUCGGAGAACGAGCCCAAUUAUCUGAUGCUGGCGCAGGCGCAGCUGCCGCUCGAGGAUGCCGAGAAUGACGCCCGCCAGUAUGACGAUGAACGAUCUGAGUUCGGUGGUUUUGGGUGCGCGAAUGGGAAGGUGCAAAUUAUCCAGCAAAUUAACCAUGAUGGGGAGGUCAACCGGGCUCGAUAUAUGCCGCAAAACCCAUUUAUUAUUGCAACAAAGACUGUUAGUGCAGAGGUUUAUGUUUUUGAUUAUAGUAAACAUCCGUCUAAACCUCCUUUGGACGGCACAUGCAACCCUGACUUGCGGCUGAGGGGCCAUAGUACUGAAGGAUACGGUUUGUCAUGGAGUCAGUUGAAGCAGGGCCAUUUAUUGAGCGGUUCGGAUGAUGCCCAGAUAUGUUUGUGGGACAUAAACGCGACUCCAAAGAACAAGGCUCUUGAUGCAAUGCAAAUUUUUAAGAUUCAUGAAGGUGUUGUUGAAGAUGUGGCAUGGCAUCUGAGGCAUGAGUACUUGUUUGGUUCUGUUGGAGAUGAUCAGUAUCUGCAUAUAUGGGACCUUCGUACUCCAGCUGUUAGCAAGCCUAUACAAUCUGUGGUUGCUCAUCAAAGUGAGGUGAACUGUUUAGCUUUUAAUCCAUUCAACGAGUGGGUUCUAGCAACAGGGUCCACUGAUAAGACUGUCAAAUUAUUUGACAUGAGAAAGCUUUCGACUGCCCUCCAUACUUUUGAUUGCCACAAGGAGGAAGUAUUCCAGGUUGGAUGGAAUCCGAAGAACGAGACUAUCUUAGCUUCUUGUUGCCUUGGUAGGAGGCUCAUGAUUUGGGAUCUUAGCAGGAUUGAUGAGGAGCAGACGCCAGAGGAUGCCGAGGAUGGCCCACCCGAGUUGAUAUUCAUUCACGGUGGCCACACGAGCAAGAUCUCAGAUUUUUCAUGGAACCCUUGUGAAGAUUGGGUUGUUGCUAGUGUUGCCGAGGAUAAUAUACUCCAAAUUUGGCAGAUGGCCGAUAAUAUAUACCAUGACGAGGACGACCUACCUGGAGACGACGCAAAUAAAGGUUCCUAG
Messenger RNA from Striga hermonthica, 1275 nucleotides. The record is from the annotation of a GenBank genome assembly. Lineage: Eukaryota; Viridiplantae; Streptophyta; Magnoliopsida; Lamiales; Orobanchaceae.